CGCCGAGUGCUCGCAAGCCGUGAAGCAUCGCGCACCCUGUGCCCGCGCCUUUCCGCGCGCCCGCCCGCUCGCGGGUUUGGGUCGGCCGCGCGCCGCUCGCUGAGCAUCCUUCCGGCCGCGCACCUGCCCCGCGCACCUGCAGCCAGCUGCUCGGCGCUCGGCGCAGCGCUCACGAUCUGCUUGCUCAGGCAGGUCCCGGCCCUGCCUGCGUGUCCGCUCCGCGCCGCAGCCGGAGCCGGGCGCAGCGCUGCAGAGGGCGAGGGCCGCCCGGAGCGUGGCCCGGGCCGGCGCGGCGAUGAUGAACAGAUUCCGAAAGUGGCUGUAUAAACCCAAGAGGUCAGACCCACAGCUGCUGGCCCAGUUCUACUAUGCCGAUGAGGAGCUGAACCAGGUGGCUGCAGAGCUAGACAGCCUGGAUGGGCGGAAGGAGCCCCAGAGGUGCACACUGCUUGUCAGCCAGUUCCGCUCCUGUCAGGACAAUGUGUUAAACAUCAUUAAUCAGAUCAUGGAGGAGUGUAUCCCCCAGGACCGAGCCCCUCGGGAUUUCUGCGUCAAGUUUCCAGAGGAGAUCCGGCACGACAACUUGGCUGGCCAGCUGUGGUUCGGGGCUGAGUGCCUGGCAGCUGGCUCCAUCAUCAUGAAUCGUGAGCUGGAGAGCAUGGCCAUGCGGCCGCUGGCCAAGGAGCUGACGCGCAGCCUGGAGGAUGUGCGGGGCGCUCUCCGUGACCAGGCACUACGAGACCUCAACACCUACACGGAGAAGAUGCGGGAGGCGCUGAGACGCUUUGAUGUUCUGUUUGCCGAGUUUGAACUGAGCUAUGUCUCAGCCAUGGUGCCAGUGAAGUCCCCCAGGGAGUACUAUGUGCAGCAGGAGGUCAUCGUGCUGUUCUGUGAGACGGUGGAGAGAGCCUUGGAGUUUGGGUAUCUGACCCAGGACAUGAUUGACGACUAUGAGCCUGCUCUCAUGUUCACCAUUCCUCGGCUGGCCAUUGUGUGUGGCCUUGUGGUCUAUGCAGAUGGACCCCUGAACUUGGACCGAAAGGUGGAGGACAUGUCUGAGCUGUUCCGGCCCUUCCACACGUUGCUGCGGAAAAUAAGGGAUCUGCUGCAGGCACUGACUGAGGAGGAGCUGCACACCCUGGAGCGGAGCCUCUGCGUGUCUCAGGAUGUGGAGCUCCCUAUCCGGGCAGACACCCAGGCACCCAGUGCCCUGGCACCCACCUUUUCUGCAUCCCUUCCCCCCGAGGAGACACUUUCCGCCAGUGCCAAUAACCCAGAGGAAGAGCUGGCCUGCUCGAUGCAGUAUGAUGACCAGGAGCUGGAGGAGCUCAGCCGCAUGGUCCACAGGGCCGGGGAUGAGAUGUCUUCUCUGCUUUCACCGCCCAGUGCCUGCCAGUCCCCAGCCCAUAGGCCAGGCUCAGAGGCUAGCCCUCGAGGAGAGGCCUCUCCAGCCAGAGCCCAGCUGAAGCCGGGCAGCGAUGAGGAGGAAAGGGUGUUCUUCAUGGAUGAUGUGGAGGUGACAGAGUCUCCUGCCAGGCCCGAAUCCCCGAGGAACACAUUUGAGUUGCCGCAGGGUAAUGUCCAGCAGAGAGGACAGGAUGGCCAGAGUGGAGAGGUGGGGGUUGGGGCACGUGAUCUGGUAAAGGAGGAAGACUGGAGCAACAACAACAUUGAAGGUGACAAGAUAAAGCUGGCCAGCCUCGCGGGCUCCACUUCCUGCAGCUGCCUAGACUCACAGCUAUACCUGGAUGGCUGGGAGGUGAGCGCAGAGGAUGCCGAGACUGCAGAAAUGAUUGCACACCGGACCGGGGGGAUGAAGCUGUCGGCCACAGUCAUCUUCAACCCCAAGUCUCCAACCUCCUUGGACUCAGCUGCGGCAAGCCAAGAAGUCCCGGGCCAUAGCAUUUCCCCUUUGGAGCCCAGGGCCGAGGGGACAGGGGACAAUACACACAAACUCAGCACUACAGCCACCAACUGCCUCCUCCACUCCUGUGUGUGCUGUGGCAGCUGUGGGGACAGCAGGGAGGAUGCCGUAGAGCGCCUACGGGAGAAGUGUGGCCCAGGAAGUGUCAUCAGUGCCUCUAACCCUUCUGUAAGCUUAGCCAAGGGUGGUGACAAAGAGCCUGAGAGACUAGAGGAGGCCCAGCCUUCUGAUGUCACCCUGCCUGCAGAAGAUGCCUCCAGUAGGCAGGAGCCCAAAGUCCCUGCUUCCAACAAGUGCCUGGCACACCCCUCAGGGCCUCAGGUGGACACCGCAAGCAGGUUGCAAGGAGAGAGUGAGCUCAAAGGCCAGCCAGAACCAGAGGCCAGAAAGCAGGACUCUGAGAAGUCUCCUGUGGUCAGUGGGGACAGUCCAAGAGGGGACACGGCCCAGACAGAACCCCAGCACCUGUUGGGCUCCAGCUCCACGACUGGUUCCUGCUCCUUAGACAACACCAGGUUGGAGGUGGCCACUGCAGUCAUGCCUGUCACCCCCAUGGCCACCAGAGAGAAGAUCCGGUCCAGGUUCCAUGGCAGCCAUGACCUGAUCCACCGCCUGUUUGUCUGCAUUUCAGGUGUAGCUGACCAGCUGCAGACGAACUAUGCUAGCGACCUAAGAAGUAUUCUCAAAACACUGUUUGAGGUCAUGGCCACCAAGCCAGAAACAGAUGACAAAGAGAAGCUAAAGAAGGUAACCCAGAGCCUGAGGAGCGCGGCCUUGGAAGACUGUGCAUUGUGCCAGGAGACUGUGUCAUCCUCAGAACUGGCAGCCAAGACCCGAGAUGGGGACUUUGAAGACCCUCCCGAGUGGGUGCCAGAUGAGGCCUGUGGCUUCUGCACCUCCUGUAAAGCUCCCUUCACCGUCAUCCGCAGGAAGCACCACUGUCGCAGCUGUGGUAAGAUCUUCUGUUCCCGCUGCUCAUCACACUCAGCACCACUUCCGCGCUAUGGCCAGGUGAAGCCUGUCCGAGUGUGCACACAUUGCUACAUGUUCCACGUCACGCCCUUCUACAGUGACAAGACGGGCAUGUGACGCUGUGCCUGGCAUGUCCCAGCUGAACAGGCUGCCUAGGGUCCUGUCCAGGGUCUCCAGGAAGGAGGUGCUGUGCCUGCUGUGCGCCCUGGCCAGGCCGUGCUGCCGGAGGGAGGGCCUCAUUGCAUCUCAUCAAGCCUGGGCUGCUGCAGGCCUGCCCGGCUUCCAGGAUGUCCAGCCUGUCUGCUCUCCCUGGCCCCUCCACUGUGGAGACACCAGUCCUGGCGUGGGCCAAUGAGAGGUCAGCUUUAUUCAGAGGAGGGACCCGGGGAUGGCCAGUUGCUGCUUGCAGGUCGAGUUACCUGGCCGGCAGGGUUGAACUUCUCUUGCCUAUCCAAUGGCCCUUUGCUCCAGCUGUGCAUACCAAGGUGGGAGAGGGCCAAUUUUGUGUGUUCUCUUCUGGAGCCAAGAAUCUGGAAGCAGAAGCCAGGGGGCGCUAGGUCUCAAUGCCACAGCAGGACUCCCUGCUGUUUACCACACACCUCAUUCCCUGGGGCUCACACCUGCCUCAGACCCUCCUCAGCUAUACACAUCAUUUCUUUUUGAAGGGGGAAAAAUAGGAAGCAGACACAGCGGUCUCCAGGGAGAGGGGCAGGCUCUUGGCAUCUAUACCAUUGCCACUUGCUGGCUGAGCAGGGGCUGGCCACCCACUGAUACUAUAGGCCAAGCGAGCUCUCAGGUGUUUGGGACUGGACCCAUCAGGCAGCUUGGCUAACAUUCCCUUCUUCCUCUGCACCCACCGGGACUCUAACCCACUUCCUCAGACCUCAGUGCAGCCUGGACAGGCUGAGACGCACAGACACCUCCUCAGGCUUCAAUCUCAGGCUUCACGUUGCAAUGAUGAUUACAGUUUUAUUUUUAGAGAGAUGACACACCUACUGCUUCUUUUAUAGGAUGAAAUCCAAUCGCUGUUCAGCAGUGGAAUACACACGCACAAAAAUGGCUUCUGUGCAGGGGUGGGGGGAGAGUAUAUAACAGAGGGAAUAUUAUGUAUUGAGAUUAUUUUUAUUUUCUAAAUGCUGUUAAUUCGAAACCAUUUCCAUAAAUCUAUUUAAGGAUUGCA
This is a messenger RNA of Rattus rattus (black rat), 4076 nucleotides long. It is a transcript of the gene Zfyve28, whose product is annotated as zinc finger FYVE-type containing 28. Gene Ontology annotation, molecular function: metal ion binding. The record is from RefSeq and is a predicted model, not a curated record. The transcript has 13 exons. Gene Ontology annotation, cellular component: early endosome membrane. Gene Ontology annotation, biological process: negative regulation of epidermal growth factor-activated receptor activity. Lineage: Eukaryota; Metazoa; Chordata; Mammalia; Rodentia; Muridae. The coding region runs from base 296 to 3013 and encodes 905 amino acids.